This is a messenger RNA of Monopterus albus (swamp eel), 4357 nucleotides long. It is a transcript of the gene zbtb3, whose product is annotated as zinc finger and BTB domain containing 3. Gene Ontology annotation, cellular component: nucleus. The transcript is spliced from 3 exons. Gene Ontology annotation, molecular function: DNA-binding transcription factor activity, RNA polymerase II-specific; protein binding. Gene Ontology annotation, biological process: regulation of transcription by RNA polymerase II. Bases 347 to 2269 code for a protein of 640 amino acids. The record is from RefSeq and is a predicted model, not a curated record. Lineage: Eukaryota; Metazoa; Chordata; Actinopteri; Synbranchiformes; Synbranchidae.
AUUUAAAAUAAAGAAAGUUCGGUCAUUCAAAUCUUGAUUUAAGCUGUUGGAUACAGAGCCAAUAAUUGUACUUAAUUCUAUAAACUGCUACACAAGAUCACACGUCGUUAGUAAACUGAUGUCAACAAACGUAGUCCCACUUCCUGUCUUCUCUCCAUACCCAUCUGUAGGUGGAACUGUUUCGGCUGAAUGGUUAUACGGUAACCUGGCACCACCGAGGAAAAGCUGCAUUUUCCCUGGAAGAAAACAUCAGCCAGACAGUGGCUUCACGUAAAAAAAAUAAUGAUCAUAUCUAUGAAAAUAUGAGGUACCGCAGCUCGGAAUCGGUGCAGACUAUUUCACGGUGAUGGAGUUCCCUCAGCAUGCCCAGCAGCUGCUGUCAGCUCUGCGUUCCCAGCGCCAGCGGGGCUUCCUCUGUGACUGCACCGUCUUGGUGGGCUCAUCCUGUUUCCUUGCUCAUCGGGCUGUUUUGGCCUCCUGCUCGCCUUUCUUCCAUAUGUUCUACUCAGACUCUCCAGGGGCCAGUGGUAGCAAUAGUACAAACAGCUGUGUCACACUCGAUAGCGACAUUGUCACAGCUGCUGCAUUUGGCUUGUUGUUGGACUUUGUCUAUGAAGGUGUGUUGCAGCUGGAGGAGUCUCCUCCAGUGGAGGACAUAUUGGCAGCUGCCAGCUUUCUGCACAUGAACGAGGUGGUAAGAGUGUGCAAGAGACGACUGCAGAGACGAGGGCCUCUAGCUGAGGCAGAUAGCACUCGCUCUGAAGAGAGUGCUGGUCUGAGGAAAGCAAUAGAGACAGGAAGAGAAGGUGGAGGUGUCAGGGGAGCUGAGCCUGUUGUGCCAAUGGCAGAUCACUUGAAUCCAGUCACCAUGGCAGCGCCACUUUCAUCAGUGUCCAUAGUGAUGGAGAGGAGUCAGAUGGAAUCUGUGAAGUCUGAGCGGAGGAUUGGUGGGGGCUCAUCAGAGGCACGAGUUCAGACUCCACUGAGCCCUGACCUUGCUGAUACCACCCAGCCAGGAAUGGACGCCCCUCCUCUGCCCCCAGGUGGAGAGUUGGUGCAGGGCCUCAUGACGGGGCAGUCUGCCCUUACCUCUAGAGAUCACGCCAGGUCGGGAACUGGAGGUCAGAAGCAGGGGUCGGCACUUUGCAGCCCUUGCAGCACAACAGAGACAUGCCACAGCAGUAACCAGCAGCCCUCGUCCUCAUCUUCUUCCACCCUGGUCGCAGUGAGCCAGACUGGUGGUCGGUCAGUCGUUGCUCUUUCCCAGUCAGAAUCCUGUCUCUCCCCUAGUCCACAUCAGGAUACACCACGAUUCCCCAGGGACAACGACUCUGUUAGGAAACCCUCAGAUACUGAGCAUAGAGGAGCAUCAGGUGGAAGACAACAGAUGGUCAUGUUACUCAAAACAUCAGCACUCACCUCUCACUUACAAGCCAACCCAACACACACAUCGGUCCAGCGUGCACAUCCUCAAAUCCAGAGCACUCUGUUGCUUCAACACAAAAAGUCAGACUUCCACGCUGCUCCUCAGACCCAAACCCUUACAGGCCUUGCAAGGGAUACAGGAGUUUCUCCAAUUUCUAGAAACGGAAAAUCUCACCCUCUUGUGGACAAAGUAAGGACAGAUGACAGUGAGGAAGAGAAUAUGAAAGUCAAGGUGGAGGCCAUUGUUAUAUCUGAUGAAGAGCUCGAGGAGGAGAAAGAGGAAGUCAGAGAGAGAGAACCAGUGAUGGAAGUGGAUGAUGAGUUUGAAGAUGACAUCCAAGAAGAGGAUCUGAACAGCCCUCAGUUUCUCUCCUCUCACCCACAGGGCAUCUUACAAAUGACCUCCCACUCAAAUGACUACUCCUUCCCUCUCUCCCCCUCCUCCUCCUCGGGUGCUGGCCCUUCCUCCCAGGACACCCCCUCCUUUGCCAUCUCCCUCAUUCCUUCAUCCACAGCUCAGCAGCAUUCAGACCCUCCUGCCUAUUUCCAGGACUCUAUGGGGAACUUUGUGGAGGAUGUCCCCACAUGUGGAGUCUGUGGAAAGACUUUCUCAUGUACAUACACACUAAGACGCCAUGCCAUUGUGCACACACGAGAGCGCCCUUAUGAGUGCCGCUACUGUUACCGGAGCUACACACAAUCAGGUGACCUGUACAGACACAUUCGUAAAGCUCAUGAUCACACACUGCCAGCCAAACGCAGCAAGGCAGAUAUAGAACCCUCCCUGCCACCACAGCAGCCACCACAGCAACCAGCACAGCAACCACCACCAUCUCUUAGCUAACGUGUAAAUACCCACAGCUGUAUUUCUGUAUUUAUACACAGAAUUUUAACUUAAUAUCCUAACUGUAAUUCUACCUUUAAACCUACAUUGAAAUUCCUUUAAGUAAUAAGGGUACAUUCACACAUAUGGAUACAAAGUAGGUAACUGUAUCUGGCCUCCAGUGAAUCUGUUGUGUUAAGCACAUGUUGUACAUUUUCUGCUCUGAUUGUGCUGCAAAGCUAGGUCUCAUUCAUAAAGAAUGGCAGCUGUCACUGGCCCAUCCUUUUGAAUCCAUAUGUGUAAACCAUGGACUCUAUAAAGAUGGCCAACGCGACAGCUCCCAGAAGUGAAGCCACAAUAAGUUGAUUCCCCCUUGGCGACUGGUUGCAGUAUAAAGAUCUUUCCAAACUAGAGGCACAUUUUUUGUACUUUUAUUUAUUUAUUUCCAUGUCAGUAAUACAUUUCAAACCAAUAUUCUGUCAGUGAAACCUUGCACAUCAAAAACUGAAUAUCGCUGAGAGAAAAACGGCAUUUAUUUUUUUUGCACCAGGGUCAGUUUUCUCAACCUUUUGCAACACAGCUUGCUGGAAUGUUGCAACAUUCUUAACAUAAGCGCAUGGUGCACCAUCAGCUAAACCUGAUUUAUUCAAGUCAUGUUUAGUAUAUAUUUGACCUCAGACACAUGGCCAGUCAUAAACUCUGCCCCCUCCAUGUGUAGUGAUGGAUAAACUGAGGCUUUCUGAAGCACUCAAUCAAAAUGAAGCUACUGUGUUUUGAAGCAUUUGACACAAUCAAAACCGGUACCAUCUGGUGACAUGUCAUCCAUCUUUAAAUAAAGUCUAUGUUGUGAAUGUACCAUAACGCCCAAGGUGUGAAACCCCCUGCCUAUCUUUUUCUAAGUUUUAGAAAUGUCUCAUUCAUGGUUUUUCAUCUCAGGCUCUACUAGACAGUCUAAUUUUAAUACAUCUAUGUUCUAUUUCAGAAUUAAACACUACCCAAUGCUUACUACAAUUUAUAUUUUAUACUACUUUCUUACAUGUUACAUGACAGUAUACACUAAUGGAUAUACUAGGUUUGAACCCACAAGCUUCUUGCUAUGAGGCAAGUGCUAACAACUGCAUCAGCCAUAAGUACAGAAGUACACACAUUAAACAGUGGCAAUGAUGUCAGUCCUCACUUACACACUUUAAAUUAAUGUAUAUUUAUGACUGUUGUCUGUAUAGAAUCUGAUACCUGUGCUGUUGUAUUAUGUAAAAUUUAAGAGGUAUUUUUACAGUUUUAGGUUUGUACUGUUUUAAUAGUUAUACCAUCCAUAUGCUUGUAUGGAUGUAGAAAUGAUUAAACUUCAGUGUUGUAAGAAGGGAUGUUUCGGUAGGUAUGAAAAUAUUUCAAAGAGUCAUGUGACAUCUUAUGUUUUCUACAUUAACUCAACCUAAGGGAAGGUUGUUUUAAAUGUUAGUAGUUACUAAUAUUAACUUGUACGACUGCCUCUUCAGUGUGUGACUCUGUGCCAGCUAAGUUUGGCAGAUUGUAAAUGUAGUAGUACCGUUUAGUGUUUUACUAACAAAGUGAAACCAUCAGCCGUUUGUGUGGAAGCAAAUACCAUGUGGUAGAGUAUAUUUGAAGUACACAAUCACCUGUGCUAUCUGGGCUUAAUCUUACCUUGUUUCAUCUUCUUCAAUCCUCCCCUCAUCUCCUUUAGCAGCAGUGUACAGAGUAUUUGAUUAGGAAGACUUGCAAAUGAAAUGACUGACUGAGACAUUAAAGUGGCAGCCAUAGAAAGAGAUUGAAUUCAUUAAUAAUGAAGGUACUUUCAGUAGUAGUGGACAUGAGGGGUGAGGAGGGAAGUUUGUCCUUGCUCAUUUCCACUGUGCUCUUUCACUUCUAAAGUGUUUCCUGUAGUGUGACAGAAUAUAUAGUAUAAGCACACUUUGACAGAUGCAGUAAUUCUGCCUUCUUUUUAAAUGUUCAAAUUUAGACUUUAAAUGUGCCUGAAUGACUGUGUGAUACUUCGAAGUUUGUUGUUCUGUACCAUUUUACAUGUUUUGGGGAUUAUGUUAGUAGGUUUCACGGUAGACACUGUGAAAUAUCUUAAAUGUUACCUUGUAA